CAAUACGUGUGUGUCACUUUUAAACUCUACAUCAAGGAGAAGAGAUGUUCUUAAAAAUAUUUAUAGUUGGAUUAUACGUUGCGGCUGUAUUUGGCAACAAUGAGUUUGACAAGAUUGUGGACGAUUUUUGGGAAUGGCGGAUGAAGAACAAUCCCGAAUUCGCGUCAAAUGUUGGAGACCAGAGAUAUACAGAUAGACUGGAGGACUACAGUCUAGAGGCAAUGGAAAGCAGAAAGACUGAUAUGGAUAGUUUCUUGAAACGGCUUAGUAAUGUUAACAGAAACAGUCUGCCGUCUGGAGAGCACGUGACCUUCGCAGUCCUGAAUGAUACAAUACAAGCAUGGGUAGAUGGAUACAAAUGGCGAUUUUAUGGACCGAUGAACCCCGUUAGUUUCCUGGAAGGAAUACAAACGAACUACGGUUCCCGAGCAGGCCAGGUCAAGUUUUUACGAGAAGACGACUUCAAAAUGUUUGCUAAAAGAAUUCUUAAUUAUGGUGUACAGAUAGAUCAGGUUAUUGUCAGGAUGAGGAAAGCGAUUGAAAUGGGAACUACCAACCAUCGAGCUUCCGUCGAAAGGGUUCCAGCAAAAUUAGAAGAGAUAUAUACAAUGUUCAUAAACAACAGGACGGCCUUUCCUAUGUAUAUACCAUUUCAAGAGAAGUUAGACGAUCUUGUCUCCAAUACAACAGCGAAAAUGGAAAUUCGGAAUGUUGCUGUUGCCAAUAUAAAAACGCUCCUUGAUAAAAUAAAGAAUCUUGCAGAGUUUCUAAAGAAUACGUACAUACCAAACACACGAACUACUUUUGGAGUCGGGGGAUUACCAAAAGGAGCCGAAUACUACCAGGCGUGCUUAAAAUGGCAACUGUCUGUAGAUAUGACUGCGGAUGAAAUACACAAAAUAGGAAUUAGGGAGGUUAACAGAGUUUAUGAUGAAAUCCAGAAGAUUGUGAGAAGGGCAAAUUUCAAUGGAACUGUCAGGGAAUAUAAUGACUAUCUAAGAAAAAAUGACAGCCUGUUUAUAACUGAUGGGGAUGUUGCCAUUCAGAAGUUCAAAGACCUCCAUAAUGAAAGGAUUGCACCAAAGUUACACGAAAUAUUAGAGAACAUCCCAGACUUUCCACUGAAAAUUGAAAAAAUGACGUACGAUGGUCCAAGUGGCAUAUAUAAGAACGCCGCUCCUGACGGAUCAAGGCCCGGCGUUUUCUAUGCAAAUGUCAAUUCAAAAGUGCCCAUGUUCGACAUGCCUGCAUUACUCCUUCACGAGACAGACCCAGGACACCAUCUACAAGAUUCUUACGCCCAAACAUCCAAGAAUAUACCAAUGUUCAGGAAAGUGACAGAUUUCUCCAAGUACUUUGCCGUGCCACUCCAUUUUCCAUUCUACACCGGAUACUCCGAGGGAUGGGGACUUUAUUCAGAAGAAUUAGGUGAAGAACUGCAUACUUAUAAAAAUGAUCUGGAACAGUUUGGAAGAUACGGCUUGGAGAUAUUUCGUGCUGCUCGGCUUGUUGUUGAUACAGGUAUUCAUGCUAAAAAUUGGUCACGUGAUCGAGCUAUUGAAUACAUGGCAAACUAUACCGCAUACACUCAGGAAUUUAUUGCACGGGAAAUAGAUCGUUAUUCCACGUGGCCGGGACAAGCGACAACUUAUAUGAUUGGAAAACUGAAGAUCAUGGCACUAAAGAAAAAGGCGAAGGACAGUCUAUGUAACUUUGAAAAAGACAAGCUGAUAAAACCUUUCCAUAGCAUUGUCAUAGGCAGUGGAGCCAUGCCGUUAAAUGUUUUGGAGCAUGAAGUUGAUGAAUGGAUCAGGGUGGAGUCCGUGAAGAACGUGCGAAAGGGCACUUGCGGGGUGACGGACGGCGUUGAACAAUUCCAUAAUAUUCAGUCUUUCACCAUCUUUGUUUGCAUUACUAUAACUCUAUUGUACACGUCUAAUGUUUGAAUCAUGUAUAUCAUAAUAUCGUAGAGAUAGUACCUAAAAUCUUCAUUACUUUUCUUUUAAACUUACUGGACAAUACUACCAAUAUCAUAUAUUAUCAUCUUAUUAUUUUGUACGCACACAAUUUUAAAAUGACUCUCGUAAUCUUCUGUUUAUUAGUUUCUUAAAAAUCGACAAGAAUAGUUUCAUGUAAAUUUCAGUCAUUUUGAACUACGAUGUUACUUUGAUUCCUUCUAUUGCCGGUUUCCCAUACAACUUUCAGAAUAUUUCAGUUGAAAUAAAAAUUGUUAUUAAUUUUUCUGAAGUUUCAUGGACCUCAAUAAAGCGUCACCCCUAAUCAUUCAGUAUUUUAAAUGCACUGACCUCCAGAUCGUACAACAAAACUUUAUGUUUAGAUAACAUUACAGAUUGCUAUACGUCAUAUAACUGCUAUACUUGAAACUUAGUUACUAACAGAUUAUAAGUUACACAAUUAUUAAAUUGUUUAGAACAAACGGGAGAACCCAUAAGAGAAAUAAAUGUUAUAUUAGAAAGAAAACUUACAUAGAUUUGCACUGAAAAGAAUAUCUGUUAAGGACAUUUCUGGGAGUUGUUACUUACACAGUUGCCGAUCGGUUAAAAAAAAUUCUGGUUCUCAUUUGAGGUUAUAGAUCUAUAUGAGGUUGAAUAGAUGCGGGCGGUAUCGGACAAUUCGAGUUAGUUGAGUGAAAAUGUUUCAGCAGGUAAAAACUUUAAAAAAAUCCGGUUUAUAUGUAAUGGAAUUGGAGAAUAUGAAAAACAAAGAUGUCUGUUUACAAGUAAGAUGACGGAAAAGUAUUGAAAAUGCAGGAUAUGGUUGUUA
Mercenaria mercenaria is the source of this 2784-nucleotide messenger RNA. RefSeq lists its product as uncharacterized. The transcript is spliced from 16 exons. NCBI's taxonomy places the organism in Eukaryota, Metazoa, Mollusca, Bivalvia, Venerida, Veneridae. The record is from RefSeq and is a predicted model, not a curated record. Bases 45 to 1946 code for a protein of 633 amino acids.